AUGUCUUCCAAAUUCCCACUCACACUCCUCCCUCCUCCACUCUCGCAGCAUGUCUACAUAACAGGCGGCUCGCAAGGCACAGGUCUCGCCCUCGCCAAGCUUCUCGCCGCCCGCGGGGCCCGUAUCACCAUCGUCGCGCGCGAUGUCGCGAAACUCGAAAAGGCCGUUGAGGAGAUCAGGAGGGAAAGUUCCCUCGCUACUGAGAACAGUGAGGGAAAGCAGGUGGUCAUAUACGAGAGCGCGGAUCUGAGGAACGCGGAGGGAAGUGCGAAGGCUUUGAAGAAUGCGGAGGAGCGGAUGGGGGCUAAAGUCGAUUAUGUGUUUUUGUGUGCUGGUGGGGCGCAACCGGGCAUGUUCAUCGACCUCCCCGCCUCCUCCCUGGCGCACGAAAUGGAGCGCGACUACCUCACCGCCGCCUACACCGCCCACGCCGCCAUCACCUCCUUCACCACGCACCCUAAGCCCCACACCUGCCGGCUCGUGUUCGUCAGCUCCAUCCUCGGCCUGAUGGGCUUGGUCGGGUACACCGGCUACAGCGCCGCCAAGCACGCCAUCCGCGGACUGGCGGAUAGUCUGAGGAUGGAGAUGCAGAUGUAUGGGAUUAAGAUCCAUAUUUUUUACCCCGGCACCAUUUACUCGCCCGGGUAUGAGGAGGAGAAUAAGACGAAGCCGGCGAUUACCAAGAAGUUGGAGGAGGGGGAUGUGGGCGUAACCCCCGAAAAGGCCGCCGAGAUUUUGUUCAGAGGCGUUGAGAAGGAGCAAUAUAGCAUUGUGUGUGAUUUCACGGGGGAGCUGAUACGGAGUGCGACCAAAGGAGCGGCACCAGCAAACAACGGCGUUAUGGACUUCAUAAACACAAUCAUCGGCUUCAUCGGCCUGACAUUCUGGCGUAGUGACUGCGAUAAGCAGAUUCGUUCACAGCGUAAACGCACUUAG
Fimicolochytrium jonesii is the source of this 936-nucleotide messenger RNA. RefSeq lists its product as uncharacterized. The transcript is spliced from 3 exons. Gene Ontology annotation, biological process: sphingolipid biosynthetic process. NCBI's taxonomy places the organism in Eukaryota, Fungi, Chytridiomycota, Chytridiomycetes, Spizellomycetales, Powellomycetaceae. Gene Ontology annotation, cellular component: endoplasmic reticulum membrane. Gene Ontology annotation, molecular function: 3-dehydrosphinganine reductase activity. The coding region runs from base 1 to 936 and encodes 311 amino acids. The record is from RefSeq and is a predicted model, not a curated record.